Molecule: messenger RNA, 2838 nt
Organism: Monodelphis domestica (gray short-tailed opossum)
Lineage: Eukaryota; Metazoa; Chordata; Mammalia; Didelphimorphia; Didelphidae
Source: RefSeq, a predicted model, not a curated record
AUGGCUUCUCUCUGGGCCCACACGAAUCAGCCCCCUUCAGUCAAGAUUGCCCUGGGCUGUGACACCAGACUUAUCCACAGUUUUGAAGUUUUGAGGGGUCCCACAUGUGGGAGGAGUACACUAGACAACCAGCCUUGGGAUUAUUUUGGCCAUUUCAGUCGAAUUGUUGGAGGAAGCCCAGUUGAAAAAGGAACAUAUCCCUGGCAGGUGUCUCUGAAACGAAGAGAAAAGCAUUUCUGUGGAGGAACUAUCAUCUCUGCCCAAUGGGUGAUCACAGCUGCUCACUGUGUCAUACAUAAGGAUGCAAAAAAAAUUCUGAAUGUUACUGCAGGAGAACAUGAUGUGAAUCUGGUAGAGCAAGGAGAGCAGACUCUUUCUGUGGAUACCAUCAUCAAACACCCUUAUUUCACACUCAGAAAACCAAUGAACUAUGACAUUGCCCUCUUGAAGAUGAAUGGCACAUUCAAGUUUGGCCAGUUUGUUGGGCCCUUAUGCCUUCCCAAACGGGGGGAAAUUUUUGAGCCAGGAUUCUUCUGUACUACCGCAGGCUGGGGUCGUCUGGAAGAGAAUGGCCGUCUCCCACAAGUCUUGCAUCAAGUGGACUUGCCCAUUCUGACCAAGAAGAAGUGUGCAGCUAUGCUGUUAACUUUAAAGAGACCUAUCAAGGGCAAUACACUUCUUUGUGCUGGCUUCCCAGAUGGAGGAAAGGAUGCAUGCCAGGGUGAUUCAGGGGGCUCCCUGAUGUGCAGGAAUAGAUAUGGGGCCUGGACUCUAGCUGGUGUGACUUCAUGGGGGAUGGGAUGUGCUCGCAGCUGGAGGCACAACCGUAAGAAAAUUGCCAGUUACAGAGGAACUCCAGGGGUCUUUACAGACCUCAGUAAGGUGCUUCCCUGGAUUCACAACACUAUUGAAAUGGGUAAUAAAGUCCAUUCCCCACGCUCUCUAUGCAGUGAACAAGAUGGCCAGCUCCCAGGGUCUGAGGGGCAGCUCCACUUCCCAAGACGUCCCCACCAGUUCUAUGGAAGUGAUGAGUUGUGUGUCUGGACUGUCCAUGUCAUGGGGCAGAUGCACAUCUGGCUCAAUUUUUCGCACUUGGAUGUGGAAUUUGAGGAGUUCUGUCGCCUGGAUUCUUUGUCUGUAUAUUCAUUAGAAGACAGGCUCAUCGGAAAGUUCUGUGGCGUGAUUGUCCCUUCACCAAUCUUCAUUAGCUCCAAUUCAGUAAGGCUGAAGUUUGUCUCGGAUGCUACAGAGUAUGGCACUGGAUUUGCACUUACCUACAAAGGUCUUAAACCAAACCCUUCUCCUGAUUCUGGUUGUGUUGCCUUAACUGUCCUUUUUGAAGAAGGGAUAAUACAAAGUUUGCACUAUCCUGAUGUCUAUAGCAAUUUGAUCAAUUGUCGCUGGAUUAUUCAUGCUUUUGAAGACCAUAUCAUUAAGCUUGAAUUUCAGAACUUUGAGUUAGAAGAAAGUGAUGACUGCCUCUCAGACUCAGUGACAGUAUAUGAUGAUGUGGAAGGGAAGGAGGAAACAGCUCGGUACUGUGGCUUUGAUGUACCCCAACCUGUGCUGAGCUCCUCCAGCGUGAUGCUAAUCAGCUUCCAGGCAGAUGAAAGUCGGGUCUUCAGGGGAUUCCAGGCCACCAUCUCUUUCAUCUCUGAAGCAGUCUGCCCAGAUUUAAAUCUCUCAGGCACAGAGGAUGAAUCUGAGCUUCCUUCAGCUGGCCAUCACACAGCUACAGAUUCAAGGGCACCAGGUGGCCACUGUGGAGUAGCUUCCAAGCCUCCUAGGUUUCUUUUCAACAGGAUUGUGGGAGGACAGCAAGCAGCAGCCAGGUCUUGGCCCUGGCAAGUUAGCCUGCAGAUUGCUGCAGAACAUCUUUGUGGGGGAACCAUCAUUGGGAAGAGUUGGGUUGUCACAGCUGCCCACUGUUUUAUUGAUAAGAAGCAGCAUGUGCCUCUGUGGAUGGUAAUUGCUGGAGCCCAUGAUUUGACUGAGCGAAAUAAUCUACAGAAAAGAUCAAUAAAGCACAUUUUGAUUCACCCAGCCUUUGACAGCACCACAAUGGAUUAUGAUAUUGCUCUAUUGCAAAUGGAUGAACCAUUUCAAUUCAAUCUCUAUGUUCGUCCAGUGUGUCUUCCUGAGAAAGGUCAAGAGAUACCAUCUUCCAGCAUGUGUGUGGUCACAGGAUGGGGGUUUGAUAAUCCAGAUGGAGAAAAAUCUAACAAACUGCAGCAACUUGAAAUUCCCAUCCUCGAAUCUGAUAUUUGUCAGGAGUAUUAUCAAAAUCUCUUUGUGGGGAUAUCCCAGAGAAUGUUCUGUGCUGGGUUUCCUUCUAAAGGAGACCAAGAUUCUUGCUCGGGUGAUUCAGGUGGUCCUUUAGUUUGCUCCCUUGAAGAAUCAAGUCUUUAUGUCCUUUUUGGCAUAACCAGUUGGGGCUUUGGCUGUGGAAGGAUUAAUUACCCAGGUGUCUACACCAGUGUCACUGUCUUCACUGAUUGGAUUAAAGAGCAUCUUAGUGAUACUGUUGGAGCAACCAGACCACAUUCACGGAGAAGAGAUAUGAGACUCCAGAUUGGAGUGAAUUAACUAACUGACAAAAAUCCUUCUGGAAGAGAUUCUUCCUACUAUAUCGUAUGAAGAGAUGCCAGGACAGAUCUGUGAAAAACACAAGAACUUGGGAUGGUUCACUGAGAAUUGGGAACAUUUCCUCCUUAUUUCUCUUCCCUCAGAGCAUUUCCAAGUGUGCAUAUUUAUGAGAGGCUGAUUGUGUUUGUCUCUGGGAUCAGAGGCUGAGUAUCCUUGCAACACUACUUCAUAUAUGCAAGUACAUAAUUUCAA